This is a messenger RNA of Fonsecaea nubica, 2268 nucleotides long. RefSeq lists its product as hypothetical. The coding region runs from base 1 to 2268 and encodes 755 amino acids. Lineage: Eukaryota; Fungi; Ascomycota; Eurotiomycetes; Chaetothyriales; Herpotrichiellaceae. The transcript has 6 exons. Gene Ontology annotation, cellular component: nucleus. Gene Ontology annotation, biological process: poly(A)+ mRNA export from nucleus. The record is from RefSeq and is a predicted model, not a curated record.
AUGGAUUGGUCGCGGAGCAAAUCUCUGUUACCCAAGGCAGACGCUAGCCCAGGCAUCACGCAGACUGCGGCUCUGUCUUUGCCCGUGUCAAAGUUGUUCUUUAAUGCUCUUGCAACGAAGGCGAAGGCUGCGCCCAACUUCGUCCUCGAGGUUCAAGCGGCUCUUGCAGCCUUAGCUCCAUUCCUACCAAAAACAAAUCUACGUGUACAAGAAGCGGUCUCACCCUCAGACUCAACGGCCCAUCCCACAGGAAUAUCCAGUCCGACAACGGACAAGUAUCCAGCAGAUACCUCUGCAUUCCAACAAUAUCCUGAAGUGGUGACUCAGCACCAUACCCAGCCUCACAUGCAGCCUGACUCGGUCUACCAACAACCACAAUACCCUUAUGGCAGUGGCUAUGCAGUAGAAAAGGGCGAGCCCGUAUCGCCGCCUCCCAGACCUAAUCCCUGGGGCCUGUCCCCGCUGGCAUUCGGAUUGCUGAUAGCAACGAUUACCGCUGUUGUGGUAGGCGGCGCAGUAGGCGGUGGUGUGGGCGGGGCACUAUCAGGAAACAAAUCGGACUCAUCCAGUGCACAAGUCUCAACAACGACCGUCACUUCAAGUAUAACAACUUCCCCAACAACCACCACCUCUGGUCUGCCAGCUCCCUCGUCACUGGAAAAUUUCGUUGUUCCCGAACCCUACUAUGUCAACACGCUUGAAAAUCCUGGCUGCGCAGACGGCAACUCCCGCAUCGACGUCCAGUACGACACCUCUUUUGACCUCUUUUGCGGCGUCGACAUGCUCAACCACGUUGCCGAUGAGAACAACCCAGACUUACAGGUUGCUGAUAUUGUGGGACUUUUUGCCUAUAGUCUCACGGAUUGUCUGAAUUUGCCUCUUCUGAACCCUACUCCCCUCUCACUUGGCCAUUCCGCUGUCCUGCUGAGUCCUCGAAAACUUAACCAGACGCAUUACCUCUUCAAGCAGCGAGUGCUCAUUUCAAUCAUGAGUGACUACGGAGAGGAAGCACCACCUCCUGAUGCCGAGGGGCUCGAUCGACCGGACGAGCGCGAAGACGAGCUCGACGACCUGCACGACGAAUUUCAAGAUCCACAACCGGAGCACGAUGCCGACACUCGACCAAACGCCGCGGACGACUCGGACGACGAAUCGCUCCUCUCCGAAGUCGACGAAGCCCAAUUCGCGGAUUUCGACCCCAAAGCCGUGGAAGUCGCGCCUGAUUUUGACACACUGAACAAGUCUAUUAAAGUGAAGAAGAGGAAGCGAGCUGAGGGUGAGGAGUCUGCGCCUAAGAAAAAGAAAGAGAGGCGAAGGGAGAGGAAGUCACGACGGGCAGAGAGCGAGGCUUUGUCUGGUGACAACGAGGUCGAGGGCAAGAGGCGCAAGCAGCCAAAGGCUGCGGAUGGCGAGCCGCGGAGGCGCGAGCGAGAGGAAAUCGACGAAGAGACCCUGUCGCCUGAAGAGCGCAGGAGACGGGCGUUGGACAGAGCAAUGGACGCCGCGGUCAAGAGAUCAUCAGGCAAAAGAAUGAGAAAAGGCGAGAUCGACCUCGAGCAAGCGGCAGAUGCGGAGAUUGAGGAUCUACGGAACCGAAUGAUAACGGCGGCUGAGACCGACGGAGAACUGGUGCGACAAGGUCUGCCUGCCUCUCAGAAACUCAAGAUGCUGCCCGAAGUGGUGAGCCUGCUCAACCGGAACACAUAUGUGCAGUCUAUCCUCGAUCCAGAAAUGAAUCUACUGGAGGCGGUACGGUUUUUCCUCGAGCCUCUCACGGACGGCAGUCUACCGGCAUACAACAUCCAGCGUGAACUAUUCGCGGCUCUCAGCAAGCUGCCCAUGAACAAAGAGACUCUGAUCUCUUCUGGCAUCGGCAAAGUCAUCCUAUUCUAUCGCAAAUCCAAAAAGGCCGAACCAGCAAUCAAACGACAAGCCACCAAGCUCAUGGAGGAUUGGUCGAGACCCAUUUUGGGUCGUAGCGACGACCACACCAAGAAAGUCUGGGCCACGGCAACUUAUGACCCAACCAGGAGACGAGAGACCGCACCGGCUGCUGCCAUUCCCAAGGCAAAAUCCACCGUUGCUCCGGGUGAGAGGACAAGGGAGAUCUCAGUGAAACACAGCUUCAAAUUCGGCUUCUUGAUGGGCUUGGGUCACAACGACACGCCAUCGGUCGUGUUUUCAACGGCAUACGUCUGUCUCAGCUUUGCGAUUUACAGCGUUGGGAAAAGUCCCUCUAGCCCCGUUCGGGACGGCGGUUCGUAUUGA